This is a messenger RNA of Spodoptera frugiperda (fall armyworm), 2281 nucleotides long. Its product is annotated as ATP synthase subunit beta, mitochondrial-like. Gene Ontology annotation, biological process: proton transmembrane transport; proton motive force-driven mitochondrial ATP synthesis. Bases 140 to 2143 code for a protein of 667 amino acids. The record is from RefSeq and is a predicted model, not a curated record. The transcript is spliced from 14 exons. NCBI's taxonomy places the organism in Eukaryota, Metazoa, Arthropoda, Insecta, Lepidoptera, Noctuidae. Gene Ontology annotation, molecular function: ATP hydrolysis activity; ATP binding; proton-transporting ATP synthase activity, rotational mechanism.
ACUAAAAUCGGUCACCUUUUCAAAUAUUUACCUAACGACAAUUUUGUAUCGAGCAAAUAUAUAGCUGUUUGAUCGGAGAAGUGGACUCGUUCAUCUCAUAAAUGAGAAGUAUUAUGGUAUUAGAACAAAUACUAUAAAGAUGCAAAAAAUUUCGAGACGCCCAAUUCGGGUUUGUCGGUUAUAUCGCUAUGGACCAAGUCAACUGCAAUGGUCUUACGCCUCAACGCUGCCAACGAGAAAUUUCACCAAAGACUUACCAUCAGUCGAGAAAUCCCCGAUGGUAGACGGAGCCAGUGUCAAAAGGGGAUACAAGAAAUUACAAAAGGUUAUGCCUCGAGCCCCAUCCCCAUUUCACUUUGACGAUCGAGAACCGAGACCUUUAAUGGUUCAACCAAAGAAGCCUGUGGUGGGCAUCCCUCCCCGCAUCGUCAGUGAUCGCCUGAUUUACAUGGACAUGUGGCAACAUGAGGCUAGAUACUGCCAACCGAUGCUAAAGUUGGGAUCUUGUAGCCCUUUGCAUAGUAAUAAAUUUUCCACGAGUGCGCUUGUUCAAUCUAAGAUAGUGGAAGGUCAAAUCACGGAGUCAGCGCGGUCGAUGGCUUCCGAUGCGUGUGGCAAAAAGGCGAAGGAGGCUCCAAAAACGAAGGCAGCUAAGACAGCUAAGACGGCGGCUCCAAAAGCAGCCGAAGCCAAAAAGAAGGGUGCUGGCGUACCCAUCGUCACCGGAGGCGGUGCCAAGGGCAGAAUCAUUGCCGUGAUUGGUGCCGUGGUGGAUGUCCAGUUUGAUACACACCUGCCGCCGAUCCUGAACGCAUUGGAGGUACCUGGGCGCACGCCACGUCUCAUCCUGGAAGUAUCCCAGCAUCUUGGAGAGAGUGCUUGCAGAUGUAUCGCUAUGGAUGGUACCGAAGGCCUGGUCAGGGGCCAGCCUAUAGUGGACACCGGAGCGCCCAUCACCAUACCUGUUGGCGAGAAGACCCUUGGCAGGAUUAUCAAUGUCAUUGGGGAACCGAUUGACGAGCGUGGUCCUAUAGACACGGAUGAGUUUGCAGCGAUACACGCGGACGCUCCGCCGUUCGUGGAGAUGUCGGUGGAGCAGGAGAUCCUGGCCACCGGCAUCAAGGUUGUGGACCUGCUGGCUCCGUAUGUCAAAGGCGGUAAAAUUGGCCUCUUCGGUGGCGCGGGAGUCGGCAAGACUGUACUGAUUAUGGAGCUUAUCAACAAUGUAGCCAAGGCUCACGGUGGUUUCUCUGUGUUUGCCGGUGUCGGCGAGAGAACGCGAGAGGGGAACGAUCUGUACAAUGAGAUGAAGAUUGGUGGCGUUAUAAAAGAGGAUUAUAAGACAUCCAAGGUGGCGCUAGUAUACGGUCAGAUGAACGAGCCGCCGGGCGCGAGGGCGCGCGUGGCCCUCACCGGCCUCACAGUGGCCGAGCACUUCCGCGACAAGGAGGGGCAGGAUGUGCUGCUGUUCAUCGAUAAUAUAUUCCGGUUCACCCAGGCUGGGUCUGAGGUAUCAGCCUUGCUGGGCCGUAUCCCAUCAGCCGUGGGCUACCAGCCGACGUUGGCCACCGACAUGGGCACCAUGCAGGAGAGGAUCACCACCACCAAGACUGGCUCCAUCACUAGUGUGCAGGCAGUGUACGUACCAGCGGACGACCUGACAGACCCGGCUCCUGCAACCACCUUCGCCCAUUUGGACGCGACCACGGUGCUGUCGCGAGCUAUCGCGGAGCUAGGAGUGUACCCUGCAGUGGACCCACUGGAUUCCACGUCCAGGGUCAUGGAUCCGAAUAUUAUAGGGCCGGAGCACUACGGAGUCGCUAGAGGCGUGCAGAAGAUUUUGCAGGAUUACAAAUCCCUGCAAGACAUCAUCGCUAUCCUGGGCAUGGACGAGUUGUCGGAGGACGACAAGCUGACCGUGGCGCGGGCGCGGAAGAUACAGCGGUUCCUCUCACAACCUUUCCAAGUGGCUGAAGUGUUCACUGGUCAUAUUGGGAAGCUGGUGAAAUUGGAACAAACCAUUAAGGGAUUCAAGAGGAUUCUAGUCGGAGAAUUGGAUCACAUUCCCGAAGCUGCCUUCUACAUGGUAGGGACUAUUGAAGACGUUAUCGCGAAGUCCCAGUCACUAGCUAAGAGCGUCUAAGCCAAUAGGAGAAUUUUAACCUGAUAUCGACAUAUUUCUACGUCUUUUUAUGAUUUUUUUUAAAGGAAUUUAGUAUUUUUAUGGUUUUUUUUUGGGAUUUUGUGAAAGGAUUUGAGGUUUUCUAGGGUUUUAUGGAAA